CUCAAAAUGGGCUAUCCAACAGAUCACAGGGCAAAGAAGCGCAAGAUUGAGGACGAAGGCGGUGACGGUGGCGCAAGCACCUUCAAGCCAUGCGCCAGGUUCCAGCCCACUGGUGGUCGUGAAUACACGGUCUCCAUCGCUAUGCCCGGCAGUAUCAUCACUGACUUCAAGACUGCCGACCAGAGGAUAACAUCUCCAGGCCGGAUAGCAAGGGCUCUGGCCGUCUUCUGCGUCGACGAGAUUGUGGUCUACGACGAUAGUCCUCAGGAUUCUCGGCCGCGUGCCGUCGACCACGACAGAUACACAGGAGACACUGACCCAUGUCACUUCAUCACACACGUUCUAUCCUAUCUGGAGACGCCCCCCUUCAUGCGCAAAGCCCUGUUUCCCUUGCACGACAAUUUGGCAAAGGCAGGGUUGUUACCGAGUCUGGAUAUGCCCCAUCACCCACACAAGGAUGAGUGGCUGCCGUUUCGAGAGGGCUUCACAGUGAAAGGGAAGCCUGAUAGCGGGAAAGGAACGCUGGUCGAGGUUGGAAUGCGAAGGCCAGUCACCAUAACCAACGACAUCCCGCCAAACACCCGAGUGACGCUUCAGUUCCCCGAGCAGUCCUUCAACAACCCAGAGCCAGUCCACCCUCAGACGCCUCGCACAGAGGCAGGGUAUUACUGGGGAUACAGUGUCCGGAGCGCCAGCUCACUCUCGGCCGUCUUCACGGAGAGUCAGUUCGAGGGUGGCUACGACGUCAGCAUCGGCACUUCCGAGCGGGGCACACCGGCCUCGAGAGCAUUCCCAUCCUUCAAGAAGCCCAGUUUCAAUCACCUGCUCAUCGUGUUUGGCGGGCCUAGAGGACUGGAAUAUGCGGCUAUGAACGAUGGCGAACUAGGAGGCAUGGGUAUCAGCGGUGGGCGGACAAAGGAGCUGUUUGACCACUGGAUCAACGUCCUGCCGAACCAGGGCAGCAGGACAAUCAGGACGGAUGAGGCGGUCUUUAUUGCACUGACGAGCUUGAGAGGUCUCUGGGACAACAGCUGA
Molecule: messenger RNA, 1035 nt
Organism: Cryphonectria parasitica EP155
Lineage: Eukaryota; Fungi; Ascomycota; Sordariomycetes; Diaporthales; Cryphonectriaceae
Product: DUF171-domain-containing protein
Exons: 4
Coding region: 7-1035 (342 amino acids)
Source: RefSeq, a predicted model, not a curated record